Molecule: messenger RNA, 1818 nt
Organism: Symbiodinium necroappetens
Lineage: Eukaryota; Dinophyceae; Suessiales; Symbiodiniaceae
Source: the annotation of a GenBank genome assembly
AUGAUUCGCUCUGCUGUGUGUGUCGUGGCGGCUCUGCCGUCGUUGGUGUGUGCCGGUGUGAUCAACGUUCCCGCGGAUCAGCCGACGAUCCAGGCGGGGAUUGAUGCGGCGGUGGCGGGUGACGAGGUGGUGGUGGCGCCGGGGGUGUGGUUCGAGCGGAUCGAUCUGCUCGGGAAAUCGAUUACGUUGCGGAGCGUCGAUCCGGACGACCCGGCCACGGUUGACGCGACGAUCAUCGACGGUGAAGAGAACGGCACCGUGAUCACCUGCGACUCGGGCGAGGGCGAGGGGACGAUCGUCGCGGGGCUGACGAUCCGGAACGGGCAGACCGAUUACGGCGCCGGCGGCAUGCUUUGUGUCGGCUCGUCCCCGGUCCUGUACCGCUGCGUGUUCAGGGACAACAACUCGAUCGAGCCGGACUGCUUCCCGCACGAUCCGGUGACCCAGGGGAGCGGGCUGAGCAGCGGAGGGGGGGCCCUGCUCUGCGUUUCGAGUGACACCGCGAUCAUCGGGUGCCGGUUCAUCGACAACAACGUGAUCGAGUCCUGCACGUUUUCCAGCGAUCGCGGGGGCGGCGCCAUCUCCAAUGUCGGUUCCACGCUCGUCGUGACCGGUUCCGAAUUCCGGGGCUGCGAGGCCUCGUACGGCGGCGCGGUGUUCUCACGCGACGGCGGCAGCGUCACGAUCGUGGACAGCACGUUCGACGACAAUACGUCGAACAUGCAUGGCGGGGCGGUCUACAGCUCGUACGACGACCUGCUCGUGCUCGAACAGUGCGUCUUCCGGAACAAUGUCGGGCGGGGCGCGGCGAUCUACGCUCUCUGGACCGACGAGAUGGCUGUCGCCGACUGCGACUUCGAAUCGAACCGAGGAUUAUCGUUCGGCGGCGCUAUCUAUAAUCUCCGGGUCCAGCGGGCCGAGAUCACCGGGUGCGACUUCCGAUCCAACACCACGAGCCACCCCACGUUGUUCUUCGGCGAAGGCGGCGCGAUCUAUGUCUGGAGCGAGUUCGAGACGGUGAUCCGGGAUUGCGUCUUUGAGGGGAACGAGUCCGGGACUGGUGGCGCGAUCUAUGUCAGGAUCGCCGGGUCGUGCCGCCUCGUGGACUGCGUCAUGCGUGGGAACACCGCGGGCGAGCGCGGGGGUGGGAUGUACAUCGAGCGCGCGGAGACGUGCGGCCUCACGAACUGCCUGAUGGAGAACAAUUCCGCCGGCAUCCGGGGCGGGGCGAUGAUGUGCGUCCAGCUCUCCGGCUUCACGUUCGUGACCAUGACCUCGUGCACCGUCGUCAACAACCACGCCGAGGACACCGGCGGGAUCUACGAGAGCGCGAGCCUGAUGUUCGUCUCGAACAGCGUCUUCUGGGGCAACGAGGAGGAGCAGAUCCACGACACGCCCGGCAACUCGACGAUCGUCGUGGAUUCGCUGAUCGAGGGCGGGCUGCCGACGGGCAUGGACAUCCUUGAGCUCGAUCCGCGUUUCGUCGAUGAGGCCGGCGGCGAUUUCCGGCUCGCGCCGGAUUCCCCGGCGAUCGACGCGGGCGACAUGGUCAACCUUCCGAUGGACCUCACGACCGACCUCGCGGGCGACCCGCGUGUCGUGGGCGGGUCGGUCGACCUCGGCGCGUACGAGUUCCAGGGCGCGGCGCUGUGCGUUGGCGACUGCGACGAGAGCGGGACCGUCGAUUUCAACGACCUCGUGAGCAUGCUGUUCGAGUUCGGGAACAUGAGCGAUGCGCGGUGCGACGCGGACGAGUCGGGGUCUGUUGACUUCAACGACCUUGUCGCGGCGUUGUUUGUGUUCGGGGCGUGCGAUUGA